Drosophila takahashii is the source of this 1513-nucleotide messenger RNA. It is a transcript of the gene Six4, whose product is annotated as homeobox protein six4. Gene Ontology annotation, molecular function: RNA polymerase II cis-regulatory region sequence-specific DNA binding; DNA-binding transcription factor activity, RNA polymerase II-specific. The record is from RefSeq and is a predicted model, not a curated record. Lineage: Eukaryota; Metazoa; Arthropoda; Insecta; Diptera; Drosophilidae. Gene Ontology annotation, biological process: regulation of transcription by RNA polymerase II. Gene Ontology annotation, cellular component: transcription regulator complex; nucleus.
GUGAACAUUGAAACAAACUGUGGAAGUUCAGAGUUUUUUAAAUAAAUAAAUAACAAUAAUUUUAAAGUGUAAAAUAAAUAAUGAAACUGGCAUAAUAAUGUAUUACAAAGACUACAAAAAAUUGUAAAGUGAUAAAUUAAAAUUGUGAAAGUUUUUAACAGUAAAAAAAUCUUCAUAAAUUUAUUUAAUAACUAAUCCAAAAAUAACUGAACUUAGUUCAGUAAAACCGCUGGAUAAUGUUUGAAAAGAACAUGGAUGCCAACAAUCUAUCGGUCUCCAUUAGCGGCGACUUGGAUUCCACCAGUUCCGGCGGCACAUCCUCGGAUCACUCGGCUGUCCAGCAGGACAACCUCAGUUCUCCGAUGGCCUACGGAUCGCUCUUCCUUCCCAAUGCUGGUUAUCGCGGCAACCUCUCGUGCAAAACAGUUCUGCAAUUGGAUAAAUUUGCACCCUACGAGGGGGCGGAAAAGGAUCACCUGCUGGAGAGGCGGUUCCAGGACAUCACCAACGACUAUGACAAGUCGCCGCCGCCCACCGCCUCGACCACGCCCACCCACUAUCCCAGCCUGAAUAGCAUAAUAUUCGAGAACGGCAGCGGUGGCAAUCUGGGGGAUCUCAAUGGGAACACCACGCAAAGGAGUGCUGGUGGUGGUUUGGGCGGCAAUCCCGGCAGUGGUGGUCACCUCAUCUCGAAUCUCACAGCGGCACACAAUAUGUCCGCAGUAAGCAGCUUUCCCAUCGAUGCCAAGAUGCUGCAGUUCUCAACAGAUCAGAUCCAGUGCAUGUGCGAGGCCCUGCAGCAAAAGGGCGACAUCGAAAAGCUGACCACCUUCCUCUGCAGCCUGCCACCCAGCGAAUUCUUCAAGACCAACGAGAGUGUCCUGCGAGCCCGCGCCAUGGUGGCCUACAAUCUGGGCCAAUUUCACGAGCUCUACAACCUGCUGGAGACGCACUGCUUCUCCAUUAAAUACCACGUCGAUCUGCAGAAUCUCUGGUUCAAGGCCCACUACAAGGAGGCCGAAAAGGUGCGCGGUCGUCCCCUCGGGGCGGUGGACAAGUACCGACUGCGGAAAAAGUAUCCACUGCCCAAGACGAUCUGGGAUGGCGAGGAGACGGUCUACUGCUUCAAGGAGAAGUCGCGGAACGCCCUCAAGGACUGCUACCUCACCAAUCGCUAUCCCACUCCCGACGAGAAGAAGACGCUGGCCAAGAAGACCGGCCUCACGCUCACCCAGGUCUCCAACUGGUUCAAGAACCGCCGCCAAAGGGAUCGCACGCCCCAGCAGAGACCUGACAUUAUGUCGGUGCUGCCUGUGGGCCAAUUGGAUGGGAAUGGCUUUCCGCGCAUGUUCAAUGCCCCUAGCUAUUAUCCCGAAACGAUUUUCAAUGGGCAAUAAACUGCCUUCCAUGCGAGGCUGUUUUUUCGUGUAAAUAAAGCGUAGUGCGUUUUAAUGUUAGGACAAAAGCAAACGGCAAACUGGUCAUCAAAUGGCACAUCUUUGUUAGCUUUAGA